UAGCGUUUCGUUGUAUCUACUGAGUUUAGUUAAUCUUGUCCAGUAAAUGGUUAUGGAUGAGGGUGACUUGAAACUGCUGGUGAAGCUAACUCAGGAGGGACGGUUAAUCUGUCUGCAGAAACAUGUGAAAUCAUGGAGCCCUGCAGCUGCUGCUUCUAUCAGCAGCACACACUUCGGGCGCUCUGGAGACACUCUGCUGCACUAUGCCUCAAGACACGGACGCUUGGAUGUUAUGGAGUUCCUUAUAAAGCAACUUGGCGCAGACGUAGAUGUGUACAAUAAUGACUAUAAGAGACCGCUGCAUGAAGCCGCCUCUAUGGGCCAUAUAAAGUGUGUGAGCUAUUUACUGGAGGAAGGAGCUACCGUAGACAGCCUAAAGAAAGGCGACUGGACUCCCCUUAUGAUGGCAUGCACUCGAAGGAACCUUGAUGUGAUUCAGAAGCUGCUGUCCUACAGUGCAGACCCCAGGUUGCAAAACAAGGAUGGAUGGAACUCAUUCCACGUCGCCUGCAGGGAGGGCGAGCCUCUGGUCGUGGAAUGCCUGCUGCAUGCUUUGCCAGACAUUUGGAGGACUGAAAGCAAGACUGGCAGAACACCGCUGCACACUGCAGCUUUGCACGGCUGUGUGGAGGUCGUUAGCAUCCUGCUGGAGAGGUGUAGCUACACCCCAAACAGCACAGACAGCUGCGGAGUCACGCCUUUCAUGGACGCUCUCAGGAACGGACACCUCCCUGUGGCGCGGCUGCUUUUAGAGAAACACCAGGCAUCUCCGAUGGCAGCUGAUGUACUCGGUACUCAGCCGCUGCAUCAAGUGGCUGUCACUGGUCAGGAGGAAGCCCUACGUUUUCUGGUGCAGGACCUGGGUGUGGACAUUAACCAGAGAGCCACCGCCAUCCAACUCACCGCCCUGCAUUAUGCUGCAAAGGAAGGCCAUGCUGCCAUGAUAAAAACAUUGGUGGAACUUGGAGCAGACCUUCACGCUCGGGACAAUAAAGGACGCACUGCUCUUCAUAUGGCUUGCAUUGGGCAGAAUGCGGAAGCAGUCAGGAUGCUCUUUCAGCUUGGCCACAAGGAUUCUAAGGAUGCCUCUGGUGCAACAGCACGACAGCUGGCAAGGAAGCAGGACGUGGUGCGACUGUUUGACGGGCCAGAAACAUCAGAUGGUGGAUCAUUAUGAAAACAAACACAAAGUUGCAACUUUGAGAGCCUGAAAAGCCUGAUCAGAUUCAGGCUCAGUAAGCCGGAGGUAAACUCACCUCCCCGAUGUGACAGCACUGAUGAUAUCACUUCAUUCUCAUUUGCCUGUGCAGUUCAUUGGACAAUAAAAUUGUGAUAAAAAGUGUUCACUGUGGUGCUUGUGGUAGAGUAUGGACUUUUUGUAAAGAUGUAGUUAAUAAAUCUAUAACAGAAAAAUCUUUGAUUUCUCUAACAGUUUAGGAUUCAGAGAUGUACUAUGACUAUGAACCUCUAUUUCAGUUGCUCAUUCUUGUGAAAAGGCUUUCCUGUGAAAUUAUGGUGUCUUAUUGUGUCUUAUUAUAUUCUAUGUUUUACAUUUUGUUUUUGGCCUCUUUGUUAGUUUGUUACCACAGUGAAGGUUUGGAAAGAAAGAAGAAAAGUCUGAAAUCAACUGUGAAGAAGUGCAAAAAUAUCUGAAGCCAUGAGGGAUAGUGUUCAGAAUAUGAAUGUUGGUGUUCACUUAGGUAAUUAAAGUUAAAACUGCAGAAGCUGCCAAGAUAAUGGAUGUGUAGUAUUUUUGUAGAUUUAUAGGUGAAGGUGUUAGACCUAGCUGUAUAACAUCCAUGAGUUAGACCUCACUUGCAAAGGAUAAUGUUAAAUAUAGGAAGAUUUUUAUUCAUGCAGACUAGCUUAAAUGCAGCCUUAUAAUGCUUCUUAUGCAUCUUAGACUUGAUUGGCUUUGUUCAAAUAUGAAGAGUCCCAUGUGUGGCAAAGUAAACAACAGGGCUGCUCAAUUCUGAGAAUCCCAGGUCAGCCAAAGGGAUAUCCCCUUGGCCAAGUAGCCAAGGCAUAGUGACAGGACCUCACACUGUCACACAUAUCUCACCUUCAUACUUUGCACAUUGUGCUGAAAUAAGGCAUUGCAUGUAGAGAAAUAACAAUACUUUCUCAAAACCCGGUCCUCUGACCACUUUUUAUUUAGUUUAAGUUUUCCCCUAAAAGAAGGUUUCACUUUAGCAGAUCAUUGACAGAUAAUGCAGUAAGAAAAAAUCUGUUCCACUUUUUUCCCUUGGCAUACUGGAACAAUACUGCAGAGGGCAAACAUUUAAUUUAUUCCCCUUCACAAAUUGAUGAUUUUGUUGCUGGGACCACAACUUGCUUUCCUAACCAAUCUGGCAGUAUUGUCUCUGUAAAGUGCCUUGAGAUUACAGGUUGUGCAUUGGCGCUAUAUAAAUACACUGAAUUGAAGUGAAACUGAUUUGAUAAUUAAACCAUUUACAAUUGUCCCCUUGAAAAUCUAUGUUUUUCAAUUUGGGAAAACCCCACUGAGUAGAUGUGCAUAUAAAAUAAAAUGCCAAGAACACAACUCUCAGGUUACAGUCAAAACUCUGCCCUGUCAGAUAUGUUGCAGUGUAAUAAUUCACAAACACAGCAGGUAGCAUCUGGUUGAACUUGUUGAUUCACGAAAGCAGGAAACAGAGGCCAGGUUUUCUUAAGGUAUUUUUGUUCUUUCAUAUACAUAAACUUCUAUGAAAAAAUUUUAAUAAUAUAUAUGUGAAUUCAAACCUUAUAUUCGAUUCGAAACCAGGAGGAUCAGAAACAGGCAACAGCUCCUUUCAUGAGUAAUGCAGUUCAAAUAUUUAUAUUGAUGUAUUUUUAUUAUAUGUAUUUUUAAUAAUGUGUAUGUCUAAUAAUUUCUAUACUGAAUAUGAUCAAAUGUGUUUUAUGUGUGGGUCAAAUUAAGUUAAAUUCUCCGUAGAGAUCCAAAAAUGGUUUAAUAUGAAAAAGUUUUGAUGGAUUUCUGGUACUUAUGUAAAUAAGUAGUGCAAAAGUGUGGAUAGGACAGAGAGCGGUGAAAGUAAAGAAACUCUCAGAUGUUGCAAAACAGUCAGAUAUGGUACUCAGAAAAGCUUUUCGUUCCAGAAAAAAAUGGUUGGUUUAGAAAUUGCUUUCUCCAGAAACAAGUUGCUUUAAAAUUGUUUUUCCAGAAAAGUUGGUUUAUACAAAAAAACAGAUAGAGUGGUAAAGAAUAGAUGUGAUAGAAUGUCCAAUAAUUUAGAUAGAAUGGGUAAAUGGGAUAGGAGAGCUAGAA
Messenger RNA from Cyprinodon variegatus (sheepshead minnow), 3268 nucleotides. RefSeq names its product ankyrin repeat domain 16 (gene ankrd16). The coding region runs from base 47 to 1177 and encodes 376 amino acids. Gene Ontology annotation, cellular component: cytoplasm. Gene Ontology annotation, molecular function: protein binding. The record is from RefSeq and is a predicted model, not a curated record. NCBI's taxonomy places the organism in Eukaryota, Metazoa, Chordata, Actinopteri, Cyprinodontiformes, Cyprinodontidae. The transcript is spliced from 7 exons.